CCUGUUAUAAAGCCAGAUCGACGUCAUCUGUGUCCACGAAGUUCCUUCUCCCAAACGUCCACCGUGUUACGACAACGACACAAAACCACCAUGUCUUCCCAGGCUGCCUCAGCACUACACGGUGUCGAAGCGUUCGUGUUCGACGUCUUCGGCACCACCGUUGACUGGCAAGGGAACAUCGUCCGCACGCUUGCGGCGUCUGCUGAAGGGACAGAAGAGGAUUGGAACGCCUUCGCUGAGGAAUGGCGCCUGGGCUACUUCACGCACGCGCGAAACGUUGCACAGUCCGGUCACGGAAUCACGAACAUGGAUGUUGUGCACAGGGAGAUACUGGAGGCGAUGCUUGAGUCCCCGCGAUGGAAGCACCUCGCGCCCGGGUGGGACGAGACAAAGCGACACGAGCUAGUCCUGGCGUGGCACCGCUCAGACGGUUGGCCGGAUGUCACCAGUGGGCUUUACGCCCUCAAGAAGAAAAAGAUCAUUGUAGCGCUGUCUAACGGGAACAUGCGUUUCCUGGUCGACGUCGCCAAGCACGCCGACCUGCCCUGGGACGUAGUCCUCUCCGUAGACCUCUUCGGGACGUGCAAGCCGAACCCAAAGGUGUACCAAGGUGCGUUGCGCUACCUCGAGCUCCCGGCGGAGAAGUGCGCGAUGGUCGCGGCCCAUAUGUGGGACCUUGAGGCUGCGGCGAAGCAGGGGAUGAAGACGGUGUACGUGCCGCGCCCGACGGACGAUGGGGACCUGAAGCAUAAGGUGAAGAGCAAGACCGAGGGAGGGGAGGUAGACGUCGUCGUGGGCUCGUUCGAGGAGCUGGCUAGCCUAGUGUAAACGCGUUCUUCUUCGGCUGAGUUCGAGGCAGACGGCUGGUCUUGUACGUUUAAGCAAGCAGGGUCCAAGAAAGUGUUGUCGGAUGUUAGUGACAAGUGCGUUUGAAAAACGCGUCUAGCUUCCAGCGAACACGGUUUCGGCCUCCGGGCUCUCGAGUAGAAUCGGUAUAACGUGCGCGUUAGGCGAUGGUGUGAUAUUAGUUUCGGCGACGGAAGGCAGGACGGGGUCCGCGCGCCAGUCGUCGACUUCAUCGCGAAUCGCAGGAGACACCAUCGCAACUUCCGAUAAGCGUCGAGUGUCGAUACCUGGUGUGUGAGGCAUUUCGUCCCAGUAGAUACCCAUAUCGAGGAUGUACGAUAUGUCGGCGACGUCCAUUUCAUCGUCAGCUGGGACUCCGGGAUCUGUAUCCUGCUGCGUCUGUGCCGAAGGUAGUGGGGGUAGAGGGCCGGAGGGAAUCGAUUCCGGCGGAUGCGUAAGCUCCCGGGAGGGCACCAAGGUAGUUUUAUCGCCUGAAGACGGCUGGCUGUCAACCACCGUAAGCGUAUUCGAACCUUUCUGAACACGGUCCGGGGCUUUUGCGCCCUCGUCCUCUUUCGAGAACCGCUCGAGUUGCAUCGCCAGCCUUCCGAGAGCCUUCCGAGUUACGCCGGAGGCCUCCGAACGCAUGUGUUCCGGUGUUGGUAAAUCCCGUACAAGAAGCUCUCCAACGCCCCGGUAAGCAGUGGCACACUUCGCCGCAUGUUUCUGAAGCACGACGGUAGCCGCUGCCCCAGGCCGCCGCAGCUCCCAAACAAGGUCUGGGAGCGUGGUAUCGACAAGAGCCCAGAGUAGGCUCUGCUGCCUACAUGUGCUUUCCGGCCACGCGGGAGAUCGGAGGAAGCACUCGAAACCAAGGAGCAUAACUCUGAUGCGCUCCUCGACGGGGAGAAGCAGUUCUCCCAGCGUAGCCCGAUGGCGUAGCAGAUAGCGCACGAUGUGUUCAAGGCCAGUAAGGUAGUUGCUGAUGGCGACGUAGUUGUUAAGGUCUACGACCUGCUCGAGCGCGUCCCAUUUGCCCGGGAACGCUGCUUCUACGUCCGCAAGAACCGUCUGUCCAAGUGUCGUGCUCCUCUCCUGAGAGACCUGUGCGUCCCGCAGAUAGCGAAGG
Messenger RNA from Trametes versicolor FP-101664 SS1, 1975 nucleotides. Its product is annotated as haloacid dehalogenase. The record is from RefSeq and is a predicted model, not a curated record. Gene Ontology annotation, molecular function: hydrolase activity, acting on halide bonds, in C-halide compounds. The coding region runs from base 91 to 828 and encodes 245 amino acids. NCBI's taxonomy places the organism in Eukaryota, Fungi, Basidiomycota, Agaricomycetes, Polyporales, Polyporaceae. The transcript is spliced from 11 exons.